UGUCUCUCUGUCCCUAUCUCUCUCUCUCUCUCUCUUUACCCCUCUCACUCUCUCUACCUCUACCUCUCUCUACCCCCCUCUCUCUCUCUCUACCCCUCUCUCUUUCUGUCUCUCUCUCUCUCUCUCUACCUCUCUCUACCCCUUUCUCUGUCCCUCUCUCUCUCUCUCUCUCUCUCUGUGUCUCUCCCCCCGUCUGUCUCUCUGUCUGUCUCUCUCUCUCUCUGUGUGUCUCUGUCUCUCUCCCCCCCUUCUCUCUCUCUCUGUCUGUCUCUCUCUCCCCCUAUCUCUGAGAUAUUAUGUUAUGAUUUGAUGUUCUACAAAUAAAUACAGAAGAAGGCAUAUAGUGUGUAUAUAGUAUGUCUAUGUGUGUGACCGUCUGUGUGUUUAUGUGUGUGUGUGUGUGUGUGUGUGUAUACAUACAUGUGCACAUAUACUUUUGUGAACGUAUACGUAUAUGCAUGUGUCUACGUGUGUGUGUGAGAGUGAGUGAGUGUGUGUGUAGAACAACAAUAGAACCAGGGAGGAGGGGGAGCAGAGGAGGAGCAGCGGCGGGGGGAGCAGCUUCCUCUGGCGGAAGGAGACAUCGUUGCUCCUCGUUCCUCCUCGUUCCUCCUGCAGGACAAUGUGAGCGCCACCGACUCUGGAUCUAAACCCAGCGAACAGUCGCAGAACCCCGGGAUGGAAGCGGCCACCGUGUGACGGACCCCCAGCUCCACCGCGACCCGCCUGUGUGUUUCAAUCCGCCUUUAGAGCUCGGGAAGCGGCCGCAGCGAUGGGAAGAGGCCGCUGAGCGGAGCGCGGCGCCAGGGCCGAGACGCGGAGAAAGAUGGGUGUCGUGCUGCGGAGCGUGUUGUUGUGUAGUUUCUGUUUUCUCAUCAGAGCCGUGCCCCUGCUGCUGUAUGCAAACCGACGGGACCUCCGGCUCGUGGACGCGGCUCACGAGAAGGCCAACGCCACGGUGGUGGUGGGGGGGCUAGAAGACGCCGCGGCCGUGGACUACGUCUACUCCCAAGGCCUCAUCUACUGGAGCGACGUGAGCGAGGAGGCCAUCAAACGCACGGUCUUCAACCAGUCGGGGGCCAGCACGGUGCAGAUCGUGGUGCAGGGAUUGGCCUCCCCGGACGGACUGGCGUGUGAUUGGCUAGGGAGGAAACUGUACUGGACGGAUUCAGAGACCAAUCGGGUGGAGGUGGCGGAGCUGGACGGGUCUCUGAGGAAAGUUUUGUUCUGGCAGGAGCUGGACCAGCCGAGGGCCAUCGCUCUGGAUCCAGAACGAGGGUUCAUGUACUGGACGGACUGGGGCGAGAUCCCAAAGAUCGAGCGGGCGGGGAUGGACGGAACCAAUCGAUCCAUGAUUAUUGAUAAGGAGAUCUACUGGCCCAACGGCCUGACGCUGGACUACGGUCAACAGAAGCUGUACUGGGCCGACGCCAAACACAACUUCAUCCACCGAGCCAACCUGGACGGCUCCUCCAGGGAGUCGGUGGUGAAGGGAGAGCUGCCUCACCCCUUCGCCCUCACCCUGUACGAGGACACUCUGUUCUGGACCGACUGGAACACACACUCCAUCCACUCGUGUCAGAAACAGACCGGCACCGAGCAGAGGAUCGUCCACUCGGACAUCUUCUCGCCCAUGGACAUCCACGUCUUCAGCCCCAAGAGACAACCCGUCUUGAACUCUCCCUGCUCGCUGAACAACGGAGAAUGUUCUCACCUCUGCCUCCUGUCUCCGAUGAAGCCGUUCUAUCAGUGUGCCUGUCCCACCGGAGUCCAGCUGCUGGAGGACGGGACGACCUGCAGGGACGGUGCGACCCGGAUGCUGCUGCUCGCCCGGCGCACCGACCUGCGGCGGAUCUCCUUGGACACGCCGGACUUCACCGACAUCAUCAUGCAGGUGGACGACAUCCGCCACGCCAUCGCCAUCGACUUCGACCCGGUGGACGGGUUCAUCUACUGGACGGACGACGACGUGAAGGCCAUCCGCCGCUCGCAGCUGGACGGCAGCGACGCCCAGUUCGUGGUCACGUCUCAGGUGAACCACCCCGACGGCAUCGCAGUGGACUGGAUCGCCCGGAACCUGUACUGGACCGACACGGGGACGGACCGCAUCGAGGUGACCCGGCUCAACGGGACCAUGAGGAAGAUCCUGAUCUCUGAAGACCUGGACGAGCCCAGAGCCAUCGUGCUGGACCCUGUGGCCGGAUACAUGUACUGGACCGACUGGGGCGAGGUGCCGAAGAUCGAGCGAGCCGAUCUGGACGGACUGGAGCGAGUGGUGAUGGUGAACACGUCACUGGGAUGGCCCAACGGCCUGGCACUGGACUACGAGGAGCGCAAGAUCUACUGGGGAGACGCCAAGACGGACAAGAUCGAGAUGAUGAACAUGGACGGGACGGGCAGACGGGUUCUGGUGGAGGACAAACUGCCGCACAUCUUUGGCUUCACGCUGCUCGGGGACUUCAUCUACUGGACGGACUGGCAGCGCCGCAGCAUCGAACGCGUCCACAAGCGCACGGCGGAGAGAGAGAUCAUCAUCGACCAGCUGCCCGACCUCAUGGGACUCAAGGCCACAUACGUGCACCAGUCGUUCGGUACCAACCCGUGUGCAGAGAACAAUGGAGACUGCAGUCACCUCUGCCUCUACAAGCCCUCAGGCGUCCAGUGCGGUUGUCCCAUUGGACUCGAGCUGAUCGUGGACAUGAGGACGUGCAUCGUCCCCGAGGCCUUCCUGCUCUUCUCCCGCCACACGGACAUCCGCCGCAUCUCCCUGGAGACCAACAACAACAACGUGGCCAUCCCGCUCACCGGCGUCAAGGAGGCGUCGGCCCUCGACUUCGACGUCACCGACAACCGGAUCUACUGGACGGACAUCACCCUGAAGACCAUCAGCCGGGCCUUCAUGAACGGCAGCGCUCUGGAGCACGUGGUGGAGUUCGGUCUGGACUAUCCGGAGGGAAUGGCGGUGGACUGGCUGGGGAAGAACCUGUACUGGGCCGACACCGGAACCAAUCGUAUCGAAGUGGCCAAACUGGACGGGCAGCACCGCCAGGUCCUGGUCUGGAAGGAUCUGGACAGUCCUCGAGCUCUGGCUCUGGAUCCGGCUGAAGGCUACAUGUACUGGACCGAGUGGGGGGGGAAGCCAAAGAUCGACCGCUCUGCGAUGGACGGGACGGGUCGGAGCACCCUGGUGGCGGACGUGGGCCGGGCCAACGGCCUCACCAUCGACUACGCAGAGCGGCGCCUCUACUGGACGGACCUGGACACUACACUGAUCGAGUCCUCCAACAUGCUCGGUCAGGAGCGUGAGGUGAUCGCUGAUGACCUCCCUCACCCGUUCGGCCUCACCCAGUACCAGGACUACAUCUACUGGACGGACUGGAGCCAGCGCAGCAUCGAGCGAGCCAACAAGACCAGCGGCCAGAACCGCACCGUCAUCCAGGGCCACCUGGACUACGUCAUGGACAUCCUGGUGUUCCACUCGUCCCGACAGGGCGGCUGGAACGCCUGCGCCUCCACCAACGGUCACUGCUCCCACCUCUGCCUCGCCGUCCCGGUCAGCAGCUUCGUCUGCGGCUGCCCCGCCCACUUCUCCCUCAACCAGGACAACAAGACCUGCAGUGCUCCGACCUCCUUCCUGCUCUUCAGUCAGAAAACAGCCAUCAACCGGAUGGUGAUUGACGAGCAGCAGAGUCCUGACAUCAUCCUGCCGAUCCACAGCCUGAGGAACGUCCGCGCCAUCGACUACGACCCGCUGGACAAGCAGCUGUACUGGAUCGACUCCAAGCAGAACGUGAUCCGCCGGGCGCAGGAGGACGGGAACCAGAGCAUGACGGUGGUGGCGAGCUCGCUGGGCGGAGCCAGUCAGGGGCUGCAGAUCUACGACCUGAGCAUCGACAUCUACAGCCGCUUCAUCUACUGGACCAGCGAGGUCACCAACGUCAUCAACGUCACCCGCACGGACGGCAGCAGGGUGGGCGUGGUGCUGAGGGGCGAGCACGACAAGCCGCGCGCCAUCGUGGUCAACCCGGAGAGAGGGUACAUGUACUUCACCAACCUGCUGGAGCGCUCGCCAAAGAUCGAGCGGGCGGCGCUGGACGGCACCGAGCGCGAGGUGCUGUUCUUCAGCGGCUUGGGGAAACCCGUCGCUCUGGCCAUCGACAACGAGCUGGGGAAGUUGUUCUGGGUCGACUCGGACCUGCGACGCAUCGAGAGCAGCGACCUCUCCGGAGCCAAUCGGAUCGUGAUCGCGGACUCCAACAUCCUGCAGCCGGUGGGGCUGACGGUGUUCGGGAACCAUCUCUACUGGAUCGACAAGCAGCAGCAGAUGAUCGAGCGCAUCGACAAGACCACGCGAGAGGGACGCACCAAGAUCCAGGCUCGCAUCGGCUACCUGAGCGACAUCCACGCCGUGCACGAGCUGGACAUGCAGGAGUACAGUAAACAUCCGUGCACCUGGGACAACGGCGGCUGCUCCCACAUCUGCAUCGUGAAGGGCGACGGGACGACUCGCUGCUCGUGUCCCGUCCACCUGGUGCUGCUGCAGGACGAGCUGUCCUGUGGAGAGCCCCCCACCUGCUCCCCGGAGCAGUUCUCCUGCACGUCGGGCGAGGUGGACUGCAUCCCUCAGGCCUGGAGGUGUGACGGUUACGCCGAGUGCGACGACAGAAGUGACGAGGAGGAUUGUCCCGUUUGCUCCGAGGCCGAGUUCCAGUGCGACAGCCGCCAGUGCAUCGACCUGAGUCUGCGCUGCAACGCAGAGCUGAACUGUCAGGACCGGUCGGACGAGAGCAAGUGUGAAGGUGUGACAGUGCGAUGUCCUCCGGAUCAGUUCACCUGCUCCAACGGCUUGUGCAUCGGGAAACACAAGAAGUGCGACAACAACAUGGACUGCACGGACAACUCGGACGAGCUGGGCUGCUAUCCGACUGAGGAGCCUCCUUCUCCACCCAACACCACCAUUGGAGCCAUCGUGGCUGUGGUCAUGGCGUUGUUCGUGGUCGGCGCCGUGUAUUUCGUGUGUCAGCGCGUCCUCUGUCCUCAGAUGAAGGACGAUGGCGAGACGGUCACUAAUGACUUCGUGGUUCACGGGCCGUCGUCUGUGCCGCUGGGCUACGUCCCCCACCCCAGCUCUCUGUCCAGCUCCCUGCCCGGAAUGUCCAGAGGGAAGUCUGUGAUUGGUUCCCUCAGCAUCAUGGGCGGGAGCAACGGGCCGCCCUACGACCGCGCCCACGUGACGGGGGCGUCGUCCAGCAGCUCGUCCAGCACCAAGGGAACCUACUUCCCCCCGAUCCUGAAUCCUCCUCCGUCCCCGGCCACAGUCCGCUCCCAGUACACCAUGGAGUUCGGCUAUUCCUCCAACAGCCCGUCCACCCACCGCUCCUACAGCUACCGGCCCUACACCUAUCGUCACUUCGCCCCCCCCACCACCCCCUGCAGCACCGACGUGUGCGACAGCGACUACACGCCGGGACGCCGGGCGCCGCCCAAGUCCAGCGCCACUGCCGCCGCCAAGGGCUACACCAGCGACCUGAACUACGACUCGGAGCCGUUCCCGCCGCCGCCGACGCCCCGGAGCCAGUACCUGUCGGCCGAGGAGAACUGUGAGAGCUGCCCCCCCUCGCCCUACACCGAGCGCAGCUACUCCCACCACCUCUACCCGCCGCCGCCUUCGCCCUGCACGGACUCCUCGUGAGCCACGCCCACUGCCCCGCCCCCUCAACACAGCUCCGCCCCCUCACUGUUAAUAGCAAUUGUGCAUAAAUGAGGCUAAAAUGGGAACGAGAGACUGAGCGAGUGAGCGAGCGAGCGAGCGAGGAAACAGGAGGAAGAGAGAAACGGAGCCGACGGACAUUUGUACAAAAAGAGAAAAACAUAUUUAUAUAUUUUCUAUACAGUGUUUACUGAUGACAUCAUCGACGUUUGUAUUAAGAAAUUUGUACAUUUUUUAAGAAAAGGUUUUUAUUAAAAUCAUCACAAAUAUACGUUGCCUUAAAAACCGACAGAGGACGACGCUGAAGGACGAGAAGCAGUGAAACUGGGCGGGGGGGGGGGGGCGUUCAAAUGAACUGAUGCCAAAUAUGAAAACAUCUUGUGGCGGCGGCAGGAGACCAGAGGAGCCCCUCCCCCCCUCACAGCAGCCAUCUUGUCUGCAGUGACCAUGUGACACGGGUGAGGACGGCGUGGACGUGACUCAUGAACAGAGACGUUGAAGUUCAAACUCUAAGCAAUAAAACAAAAGGCACAUAUUUAUCUCCAGCGCCUCCCAGCAGGAGGCGCUACCGAGGCUCAGAGGACACGAGCCAGAAGCUGCUUCUUCUUCUGAGGAAAUCUUCUCCAGCUGUGAUAGAAGUGUCCUUGUGUCCCCUCCAGGCCUCCGUACUAACAUUCUGUCACGUGACCCACAUCCAGGAGAUUUAAACCAAAACGUUUGCAUAUGUUUGACUUUUUUUUUGUUUUCGCUGAAACGUUGAGAAACGCGACUGCGACAGUUUUAAUGUUUCACGAUCAUCGGUUAGUUUUUCGUGGAGGAAGCAGCGCCCCCCCGAGGACGCCAUCUUGUGCCUGAGCAGUUUCAUCUCCGUGUUUUUUAUCGUUGUUCCGUGGAGGAAGUCACUGCCCACUAAAUGCUAUAUAGUAUUUUUGUACCACAUAUUGUGUAGAUAACGUAUUUAUAAGCUCUAUAGAAAAUCAUUGUAAAUCUUUCAUUGAACUCUGCAGUACUUUUCAUUCCGUCUUUUUUUAUAUUGCAUCAUUAUAUUUUUCUACAGAAAAUCAAACGGCGACAAUCCGCGCUCGGUGGAGUUGAGGAACUUAUCCAGGUUUUCAGUGUCUGUUGAUGUAGCGUCGGACUGUCUGUGUUGUUCCCUCAUGGAGGCGUCGGGAGCCGGGUCGGGAGCCGGGUCGGGAGCCGGGUCGGGAGCCGGGUCGGGACCAGAGGAGGAACCAGAGGAGGAACCACGACAUGUGGGUCUGGGUUCUCCUGGUUCCUCCUGGUUCCUCCUGGUUCCUCCUGGUUUACUUUGUGUUUCACGUCCCUGACGUUCGGUUCGAGAGGAAACUGAACUCGAGUCGGUUUAAAUCACAAAGUUCAAGUUCUAUAACUUCGUCUGUGACCAUGUUACCAAGUUCUCAACAGACCUGAGACGUCUUCAAUUUUAAACUUUUAUAUUUCAGUGAAAUUUCCGACACUAAGGUUUUAAAUUAAUGAUUAUGAAACAUUGAUUUAUCACAUUAAUGAAGUUUGUGUUGUUCAGGUAAAGAAUCUUCUCGUGAUUAUUGUCACCGGUUUCUAAUCAACUUAUAAAGACGUGUUCAAUGUUUUCCAGACUCGAUUAAAGACCCGGAUCAAUAACAUGAAAUCUGACAAAUUCAUGAUUUCAUAUUUACAGAUGGACAACAUGGAGUCUCCAAAGUGCCAAACUGUCAGUUUAUGAAUCUCAUGCACACAAUAUAGUUACUUUACAAUAUUUCUGUGCGCACAAUGUUUUUGUUUCGUUGUUCGAUUUAAAUAUUGAACGUUUGUUCAGUUCUGUUGAGAAUCUUCAGAUCGAACAAAACAUCUGAUCAAUCUGAACCGAUCUCGAGCCGGAAGUUCAGUUCAUCUCCCGCUGCCUCCACACGUCCUGACCCCCGCCACAGCUGUCCACUGUGUUACCUGUGACACACACACACACACACAGACACACACACACACGUCUAGUUAAUCAUCUGUGGAGAGAUUCUCAUUCGCUAACUGCACUUUACAGAACUUUUUAGCUGAUUUCCGGUACAAAACGUUGUGGUCGGAGUAAAGUUUUGUAAAGUUGAUGUGAACAAAGGAGAGAAGAAUCUGAGGAGUGGGACGGACCAUCAGGUCUCUAGAGUCUGGACCAGACGUCUGUUAAAAUUAUUCCCUCGAACCAUUUUGAAUUAGUUCAGUUUAAACCUCAAACUCUGAAUUCUUCCUUCAGAUCAAUGAUCAAAUCAAAGUGAGAAGAGAUUCAGUGAAGAAGUCAUUUGGGUUUGAUUUGAUAUUUGAGGAGUAAAAUGUACAAAUCUGACGGACACAGUAGAUUGAGGUGAUUUCUGCUCAAUGAUGUAAAUCAUGUUGAAUUGAACUUGAUCUGUAGAGAAUCAUCUGACAGCUUCUCUUUAUUCGUUCUUAUAUCAAACCUUCAAGUUUUUAAUCUAAGAAGCCAAAAAUAAUCAAGUAUUAUAUAAGAACACAAACUGGAAUAAAAUUAGGUUAUUAAAUGUUAAUAUUGAUAUUUUUCUUUUAAAUUUCACUCAAAGUUUGAUCCUUUAAACGUGAGGAUGGAAGGUCAACGAGGUCGUGACCUGACAGAUAUUUAACUUUCAACAUGUCGAGGUUUGAUUCCUAGUUCUGAUCAUUUGUGGGAAUAAUUUAUCAAAUUGAAAAGUUCCUCCAGACUCUGGGAGAACUCGUCUUCGGUCGAAGUGAAACAGAAAUGAGUCGAGGCCACGUCUUCUUCCCGCUCGGGCUGACCUUUGACCUGAAGGAGACGUUCAGGUCGUGAAGAACGUUCGAGAAAAAGGUCAAAGGAAGUAGAAAUGUUUUAACAGAUGAUUGAAACAUGUCGUGUUUUAUAAUAGUGAAGAAGCACUUUGGUGUCCCGGUCUCUCGGAGGCUCGAACAGGAAACGGAAGUUGGUGUCGUCGUGUUUUGAAACGUCCGUUUCGAUCCCGCGGUGCUUUGCCAGGAAGUGGAGACGACGUGUGGUUCGUCUCGUGCACUCACUCUUUAAAAUGACUGCUCAGCUGUAAACCAUCAGAUGAACAGCGCCACCCAGCGGCCAACAUAAGCUGUAACUCAUGAAAUGCUGAUUUUUGUUUUCUUUUUGUUAAAUAUAAAGUGAGUGAACUUUUA
Messenger RNA from Pleuronectes platessa (European plaice), 8866 nucleotides. It is a transcript of the gene lrp6, whose product is annotated as low density lipoprotein receptor-related protein 6. The record is from RefSeq and is a predicted model, not a curated record. Gene Ontology annotation, molecular function: Wnt receptor activity; Wnt-protein binding. Bases 827 to 5692 code for a protein of 1621 amino acids. The transcript is spliced from 23 exons. NCBI's taxonomy places the organism in Eukaryota, Metazoa, Chordata, Actinopteri, Pleuronectiformes, Pleuronectidae. Gene Ontology annotation, biological process: receptor-mediated endocytosis involved in cholesterol transport; canonical Wnt signaling pathway; Wnt signaling pathway involved in somitogenesis.